CAAGGAGAACUUUCUUUCAAGCAAUCUGCAUGCUUGAGGCACCCUCUCUGCUAUGGAAUCCUGGCCUAUGCUGGCCUGGCUCCUCUUUCUUAGCUUAAUUGCUGACUGCCUGAAGGGAACUCGAGCGCGAGACUUUACAGUGAAAGAUAUUGUGUACCUUCAUCCUUCAACAACUCCAUACCCUGGUGGAUUCAAAUGUUUCACCUGUGAACAAGCAGUAGAUAACUAUGAAUGCAACCAGUGGGCUCCAGAUGUAUAUUGUCCAAGAGCCACAAGAUACUGCUAUUCUCAACAUACCCUGGAAGCCAAUGGAAAGAGCGUAUCAGUUACUAAGCGAUGUGUGCCCCUGGAGGAUUGUUUGACUACAGGUUGCAUAGCUCUCCAGCACAAAGGACUGAAGGUUUGCACUUCUUGCUGUGAAGGAAACAUCUGCAACUUGACAUUACCCAGAAAUUCUAGCGAUGCCAUUUUUGCAACAACAACGCCUAUAAAUCAUACACAGAGACAUUGGCAAGAUGCAUCAGUAAUAAUGCUGUGUCUCCUCUCACUCUUUGCUACGUAGUCCUUUUUGGAUAAAUUACCAAUUAAACAUCAAGGAAAACAGUUGGAGGAAAAUAUUUAUGCACACAAACAUGACCUUAAUUUAAUAUAUGUUUUUCAAUGCUUUUUUUUUUAAGUGACAUUUUAAAACAACCUUUUGAAUUCCUUUUAGCCUUGGCUGGUUCAAAAGCCAUACUUUCUGAUCUGUGUCUUUAAAAAAGGGGACUUUUGUUGUAAGUUGAAUAUUCUGAAGGAAGGUUUUUGUAGUCAUUAAAAUGGGUGUUUGUUUUUUAAAUCAUUCUCUAUUCUUGUGAAAGGAGUAUUUCUAGAAAUUGCAUACUUAGAAUAAUGCUAAUUGAAAACCAGGGUUUCAAAGUAACACUAUUCUUCUAUGCAAAAAAGGAUUCUAGAUAAUCAUCUUACAGCAUUAAACCAAUCUUAGCUUGAUCAUUAUAUUGGAUUGGAUCUAGAUUUAGUCGUAUUUUCACAGACAUACUGAAAUCACAGCUAAACUCUCCAUGAUUUUAAUAGGGCCUAUACUAUGACUAGAUCUAAUCCAUAUCUUUUAAUCAACUAUAGAAGAUCGAUACCCAUUUUAGAAAAAUCAUUUUCGUGCAUGGUAAGCAGGCACUUGGUUGUUGCCUUGGAGGU
This is a messenger RNA of Python bivittatus (Burmese python), 1191 nucleotides long. RefSeq names its product LY6/PLAUR domain containing 6 (gene LYPD6). NCBI's taxonomy places the organism in Eukaryota, Metazoa, Chordata, Lepidosauria, Squamata, Pythonidae. The record is from RefSeq and is a predicted model, not a curated record. Gene Ontology annotation, molecular function: acetylcholine receptor inhibitor activity. Gene Ontology annotation, biological process: positive regulation of canonical Wnt signaling pathway.